GUCUGGAGAAUGCUGGGUCCCUUGGAAAGGAAACAGUCUGGGGACUUCAGUGCAUGUUGUGCGUGAUCCAGACCUCUAGGGCAUGACCUUGCCAUGAGAGAUUGCCUUCCCCACCACGACCUGCUUCUCUCUCCUUCUUGCAGGUUGCCCUCCGGCUGGCUGAGCCUGAACAAGUCCGUGUUCCAGUUGUUGGCCCAGAAAGUUGGGGCAAGCAUGUGGCGAGAAUCAGCCCCUGAGCCAGAGCCCCCCUGGACAGAGCCACCUGAAGUGUCACCUGUGCCAUGGCCAGCCCGGGGGCUGUGUCCCAACCCUCCCUGUGAGGUGAAAGCUCUUUGCCAUCACAUUGCCACUGAGGCAGGACAGCUGAGCUUCAACAAAGGGGACAUCCUGCAGGUCAUCUCCAAGGUGGAUGGUGACUGGCUGCAGUGCAGCCUCGGCUCCAAGAAGGGACUGGUGCCCAUCAUGUACAUCACCCAUCUGGAGGAUGAGGACUAUUGACAUGGCUGGGAGGCCAAGCACAGUACUGUGGGCUGCUGAGGCUCCUCUGGGGAUGCCCACCCUGCCAGAGGAACAGACAGCUUCUUGCUAGUUUCUUACCUUUCUUGCCAUUACAGAAUACAGUAACCAUAGGUGGUUCCUUCUUGCUCUUCCUCAUGCAGCUACCAAAGGCCAAACCAGCCAUGGGGCAUUCUGUGAGCUGCACCUCAUAUUGUCAGGCAUCGGCGUGCAUGCAGCCACACCAGGGACCAUCUGAGCCCCUUCCACCCCAUGCCACCUCCAGCACCUGUAAGUGGUGGGCUUGUACAUAGCAGGGAUCCAAGAAGUCCCUGCCAGCGCGGCACUGGCUCAGUUUCACACUAGAGGGUGCAGGAUGCUGGCCAUCCCCUGCCAGGGGUGGCAGUAUGGCCUCCAGAACCCCUGGUGUCGGCAGCUACGGAGUGGGAGCACCACGCACUGCCAUGCUGCCUGGCCACAGCUAUGGGAGGGGAAGGGGUGCGUGUGUGUGCAGAGUGAAGGUGUGUGGGGUCAUGAGGAAGGCAUGUGGAUGUUCAGUGUGAUGUAGGUCAAGGUUGGGUAGUGACACCCUGUGCAGAGCUGGGUGCUGCAGGGGUGCCCCCGUGCCCUCCACACUAAGCAGGGCGCCAGUGCCUCGGAUGCCCUGGGAUGCUUG
This is a messenger RNA of Oxyura jamaicensis (ruddy duck), 1171 nucleotides long. Its product is annotated as iporin-like. Gene Ontology annotation, molecular function: protein binding. Bases 94 to 498 code for a protein of 134 amino acids. Gene Ontology annotation, cellular component: cytoplasmic vesicle. The transcript is spliced from 2 exons. NCBI's taxonomy places the organism in Eukaryota, Metazoa, Chordata, Aves, Anseriformes, Anatidae. The record is from RefSeq and is a predicted model, not a curated record.